UACCGAGCCCCUGUGAUUGACCGGCCUCCUCCCUACUACGACGUAUUUGUCUCCUAUAGUGAGAAGGAUAGUGAAUGGGUCCACCAGCACCUCCUCAAGGAGAUGGAGCAGAGCCCUCCAAUUCUAAACAUCUGCGUUCAUCAAAGAGACUUCAAGAUUGGAGUUUCAGUUAUAGAGAAUAUAGUGGAAUCAGUGGAAAACAGUAAAAUGUUUCUCCUUAUACUUAGCAACGGUUUCCUUGAGAGUAGAUGGUGCAGGUUUGAAACCUAUGUGGCCACUCAUCUACUCAGAGACAAUAUGGACGAUAUUGUUGUCAUCAUGAAGGAGGUUUUGAACCUAAAUCCUGAUAAAAAUAUUAGUUUUCUUAUCCAGACGAAAACCUAUCUUGAAUACUCAGAAACACAGGAGUUUUGGAAUAGAUUAAAAUAUUCUAUUUGCAAGCAUAAAACUUCGAAAGGUCUACCCUCUCAUCCGUCCAAUCCUAGGAACCAAUCCAGGCUCACCUAUCAAGCAGAUAACCCGGACACAUCCAGUCAAUUAAACGAAUAUCAAGAAGUUACAAAAUUAUGAAUAUUUGUUGAAGAACAUGAGUGAAUUUAUUUUAAAAUUCUUGCUGAUGAGUCAUGCAAUAGAUUCAAGAUUUAAGCAGAUAGAUUAAAGGGUAUCAUGCAUUGAUUAAUAACAAUACAGAUAGAACACUAUUUACAAGAUUUAGGGGUUUUUUAUUCACAAUAACCCUGAGAUAGAAGCCCUAAGGAGUUAUGUGUGUGCUGCGUUGAAUUACAAGACAGAGAGAGAGAGAGCCUGUUCUAACUCCUUCAUGGGCUUCUGCCUCAGGGUUAUUGUGAUUUGUGAACGAAAAAACCCUAAAUCUUGUAAAGACGAUGUCUAGUAUUCUAUCUGUAUCAUUAUUAAUCUAUGGUAUCGUGUCAAUUCAUCAAAAUGUAUAUUUAUAAUUAAUUUAGAUUUAUUUCGUACACAAACUGAUAAAAUGGUACAAUAUUAUGAUAAAAAUAGUAACAAAAUAAAGUUUAGAAAUAUUUAAA
Eurytemora carolleeae is the source of this 1046-nucleotide messenger RNA. RefSeq names its product toll-like receptor 6. The record is from RefSeq and is a predicted model, not a curated record. Gene Ontology annotation, biological process: inflammatory response; toll-like receptor signaling pathway; immune response. The coding region runs from base 103 to 570 and encodes 155 amino acids. Gene Ontology annotation, cellular component: membrane. Gene Ontology annotation, molecular function: transmembrane signaling receptor activity. Lineage: Eukaryota; Metazoa; Arthropoda; Copepoda; Calanoida; Temoridae. The transcript has 7 exons.